AUGGCCUCGUCGCCGCCCUUCCGCAGCCCGGUCGCCGCUCACCCGCCCCCGAGCCGCCAAGCAGCCGAGCCGCCCGACAGCCGAGCAGCCCUGCAGCUGAGCCGCCCGACCGCCGAGCCGCCCAGCAGCCAACCCGCCGAGCCGCCGAGCCACACCGCAGCCGAGGCGCUGCCGCCUGUCGGCCUGCCCGGGACCGCCCCACUUGCCUGGGCACACGGUCUCUCCCUAUUUGACCUCACUUCUGGUGCCUCUCCUGCCCCUCCUGCUGAUGCUGACGCCAUUGUUCGCUCACAGUGGGCCACGCGUGAUGCUGCUGCUCGCCUUGCUGUGCCCCGCCACUUACCGGCCACUGAGCUCACCCGGCUCCCUGACUCUCUCCGCGUAGACAGGGACCACUUCCUCUCAGUUUGCCCCACCACUCUCACCGUUGACCUCCUCGAGAAGGCCCUCCUAGUGGCAGAGAAGAGUAUAGUCACUGUAGGAGCCUCUUGUGGUGACCUUCGCACCCCCUUCUUUGAGGGGUGUUCUCCCUCCCCCCUCUUGCCCUCUAUUGCCUCUGCUGCUGCAGCAGACCUCGUUGGUCUCGAGUCGGUCGGCGCUGCGUCUGCCCCGAGCGGAAGACGCCGCCCCGGAAAGGGCAAGGGGGGCAAGGGCGCUGGAGGGGCAGGAGGGGGCGGUGGAGGUGGUGGUGGAGGCAGUGGAGGGAGUGGGGGUGGUGGUGGGAGUGGUGCCGGGGGUGGCGGCGGCGGCGGCAGCAGUGGAGGUGGCGGAGGCGGUGGAGGUGGCGGAGGGAGCGGAGGCGGCGGAGGUGGUAGAGGAGGCGUAGGUGGAGGAGGCGGCGGAGGCGACGGUGGCGGCGGCGGCGGUGGUGGAGCGGGUCGCGACUCUGCGCAGAGGAGUGGCUCAGCUGGUGGUCCACGCCAGCAGCAGCGGAGUGUUGUGACCUGUCCCCUCAGCAGCUUCGUGAGUGGUACACUGCAAGUCAGCGCGGUGGGGGUAUUGGUCCCUGCACUUACAUCCUCCAUACUGGCGACCGAGCUCGUGAGCAGUGUGGAGGCCCGCACUCCACCCAGCGCUGCUUCGGUCGCCUGA
Molecule: messenger RNA, 1092 nt
Organism: Closterium sp. NIES-65
Lineage: Eukaryota; Viridiplantae; Streptophyta; Zygnematophyceae; Desmidiales; Closteriaceae
Source: the annotation of a GenBank genome assembly